ACAAACAGUGAGUACCCUUCCUCCCUGCAGCCGCAUACACGCGGUACAUGAGUUGCGGUCAGUAAUUCGAUCGGCUGUCGUUGGGAGAUCGGGAAGAGUCGUCGCCGUAGCAGGGUAGUGAGGGUGUAUACGCGCAUACACAUACACAUCCACCAGCCCUUCCUUUUGUAGGCGCUCCCUGAUUACUUUCUCUCUCUUCCUUGGACUGGCCUCCUCCCUCUCCAUCCCCCACCAUCUUUCCUUCUUUCUUUCUCCUUUGGACCCUUUCCAGUUGUCCACGCUCCCAUCUUUUUCACCAUCUCCUCCCAUCUCCCCUCCCCUCCCCUCAUCCGGCGUUCCACCCUGCCCGCCCUUGGCCGCCCGGAGUCCCCUUCCCUACUUGUACCAGCCCUUCUUUUCCAAUUUCAUCCUCUCCCUCCAAUUCUACUACUCCCAUCGCCACAGUCGCCACCCUCCCUCCCUCUCUCUCUCUCGCCGCCCACACCGCCACACUCCACUCGGUGUGUGGGAGGGAGAGGGGAAGAGGAGGCCGGCUGCUUGCUUGCUUGCUAGCUAGCUAGAAUUGCCUACAAUUCAGUACCGCUGCUUCCCCAAUUGCUCUACUGGUUGCUUGUACAGCUCUACAAGUACGCAAUUCAAGGUGGGGGAGGGAGCCAAGCCGGCCGGCCAUACUAGUUCUCGCCUCCCGAGCUCUGGUGGUCUCUCCUCCUCCAGCUGGUGGGCGUUCAGGGCGGAGAAGUAGAGGCGGCGGUGCCGUGGGGCGGCGCCCAUGCAGCAGCACCAGGGUGGCGGGUCCCAGUACGGGGCCGUGCCGCCGGACAUGGGGCCGUUCUCGCCGACGCAUCAUGCUUCGGCGCCGGCCCCCCUGCCGCUGAGCAGCCGGCCACCGCCGGCGGCGUUGUCUCAGCCACCGCCGCCGCAGCAGCAGCAGCAGCAACCGAGGACGAGCUACGACGAGCUGGCCGCCGCGACCAGCGCCGGCGCGGGCGGCUUCCCCGACGACGACAUGCUGGGCGACGCCGGCGGCAGCGGCGGCGGCGGUGGGUCGGGAGCGGCCGGCAACCGGUGGCCGCGGGAGGAGACUCUAGCCCUCAUCAGGAUCCGGUCGGAGAUGGACGCCACCUUCCGCGACGCCACCCUCAAGGGUCCCCUCUGGGAGGAGGUCUCCAGGAAGCUCGCGGAGUUGGGCUACAAGAGAAGCGCCAAGAAGUGCAAGGAGAAGUUUGAGAACGUCCACAAGUACUACAAGCGCACCAAGGAAGGGCGCGCCGGGAGGCAGGACGGCAAGAGCUACCGCUUCUUCACUGAGCUGGAGGCGUUGCAUGCCGCUGCGCCGCAGACGCCCCAGCCGCAGCAGCAGCAGCAGCAGCAGUUGCCGCCGGUUACAAGCAGCGCACCCGCGAUGCACGCCUUCGCGCCGCCGGUUCCCGCGCCACCGCCGAUGAGCGCAAUGCCACCGCCGCCGGGGCCGAUCCAGCCGGCCCCGAUAUCUUCUGCGGCUCCCGCGGUGCCCCUGGAGCUGCCGCCGCAGCCGCCCAUCAACCUGCAAGGCUUAAGCUUCUCGUCCAUGUCGGGGUCCGAGUCGGACGAUGAGUCUGAAGACGACGAGAUGACGGCGGAGACCGGCGGCAGCCAGGACCGCCUCGGCAAGCGCAAGCGAGGCGCCGGCGGCAAAAGGCUGGCGACUUUCUUCGAGGGGCUCAUCAAGCAAGUCGUCGACAGGCAGGAGGAGAUGCAGCGGCGGUUUCUGGAGACUAUGGAGAAGCGAGAGGCGGAGCGCACGGCGCGGGAGGAGGCGUGGCGCAGGCAGGAGGUGGCCCGCCUCAACCGCGAGCAGGAGCAGCUCGCCCAGGAGCGCGCCGCGGCGGCCUCCCGCGACGCCGCCAUCAUCUCCUUCCUCCAACGCAUCGGCGGUCAGUCCGUACAGGUCCCACCCGCCGCCACCGUCAUCCAGAUGCCCACACCGGUGCAGCUCCAGACCCCUCCGCCGGUCAAGCAACCUGCCAGGCAGCACCAGCCACAGCCAACGCCGCCGCCGCCGCAGGCGGCGCCAAUCCCGGCCGCGCCCCUCCAGCAGCAACCGCCGCAGCCGCAGCACAAGGAGACGAUUCACCACGAGGCAGUGACGCCGCGCAGGGCGCCACCGACGUCCGGCUCAUCACUCGAGCUGGUGCCCGCGGCGGAGCAGCACGUCGAGAGCGGGCUAGGAGGAGGGGAGGGCGGGUCGGCGUCGUCGUCGCGGUGGCCCAAGACGGAGGUGCAGGCACUCAUACAGCUGCGCAUGGAGCUCGAUAUGCGCUACCAGGAGACCGGGCCGAAGGGCCCGCUCUGGGAGGAGAUCUCGUCGGGGAUGCGGCGGCUGGGGUACAACCGGAGCUCGAAGCGGUGCAAGGAGAAGUGGGAGAACAUCAACAAGUACUUCAAGAAGGUGAAGGAGAGCAACAAGAAGCGGCCCGAGGACUCCAAGACAUGCCCGUACUUCCACCAGCUCGACGUCAUCUACCGCAGGAAGCACCUCACCGGCGGUGGCGGCGGCGGCGCUUCCGCGGCCAAUGUCGCCGCCACGGCAAUCGAGCACCAGAACCCGAACCGGCACGAGAUAGAGGGGAAGAACAUAAACGACAACGACAAGAGGAAGAACGGCGGAGGCGGCGGCGCGCAGGUGCCCACCAGCAAUGGCGACACGGCACCGACCACGGCCACGUUCGACGUCGAUAGCGGCAUGAAGAAGCUAACCGGAAAUCCGCUUGCCGUGAAGCCAGAAGACAUUGUGAGGGAGCUGAGCGAGCAGCCGCCCCGGGAGUUCACAACGGACGAGACCGACAGUGACGACAUGGGCGAUGACUACACCGACGACGGCGAGGAAGGCGAGGACGACGGCAAAAUGCAGUACAGGAUACAGUUCCAGAGGCCGAACCCGGGCGGCGCCAACACCGCACCUCCGCCGGCGACAACCCCGGCGUCCGCGGUGCCAACCUCGACUCCGACGAGCACCUUCCUCGCCAUGGUUCAAUAGGCGCGCGAACGAUGCAUCACCAAGUACGUACUUGUUCAAAGAAAAAAAAUCAAAGCAUCGCCAUCACCAUCGCAUCCUCUCACUACACCACCACCAACACAAACACCAUGCAUGCAUCAGCAAUCAGCAACCACUCUCCUUCGAGUUGGGAUCUCUCCUGUAAUGCAUGUGCGGUAAGUGCCAAUGACAUGUGGGCCCGGAAUAGGUGGGACCCACAUGCCAGUGACACCAGUACAGCAGUGGAUUUGCAUCCCUCUCCUUCACCUUGUAAUUCUCCCGUGCCAUUCCAUUAUUUAUUGAUUUCUCUGUGUAAUAAGAGCCCUCCCUGAUCUCACCUUAACCCGAGGAAGCAGAGGGGGUGGUAGAGAAAAUGAGUCCGGGUAACUUUAUCUCUAUAGGUCACCUCGUCGUGGUAAAGGAAGAAUUGUACAUCGAUGUAACAGUCCCUGAUGUCUCUGUUUUUUUUUUCUCUCUCUCUUUUUCUCCUUCCCCUCCGGCGACGGCGGUAUACAAGUUUGUAUACGGGUAUACAACAAUUACAUACAUUUCCAGCAAUUUGGAGCAGAGGUCAGAAGGUGUCUUGUUUUUGUUUCUUUUCUUUCUUUGCCGUGGGGAAUUUUGUCUCCUUUUAACCCGUUUUUUUUGCAGUGGUAUAAAACGUUGUUACUGUGCA
Oryza sativa Japonica Group (Japanese rice) is the source of this 3689-nucleotide messenger RNA. Its product is annotated as trihelix transcription factor GTL1. Lineage: Eukaryota; Viridiplantae; Streptophyta; Magnoliopsida; Poales; Poaceae. The record is from RefSeq and is a predicted model, not a curated record.